Molecule: messenger RNA, 594 nt
Organism: Arachis ipaensis
Lineage: Eukaryota; Viridiplantae; Streptophyta; Magnoliopsida; Fabales; Fabaceae
Product: protein FAR1-RELATED SEQUENCE 12-like
Biological process (GO): regulation of DNA-templated transcription
Source: RefSeq, a predicted model, not a curated record
AUGCACGCCUUUUUCGGUGGUUACUUGCAUUGCAAAAGUGGACUGGUUCAGUUCGUGCAUGAGUAUGAUAACGUGCUUGGGAACAAGGAGCAAAAGGAACUGGAGGACGAUAAUGCAGACUCUAAAGAAGUUGUCCCAUGUUUAUCGAGCUCUACAAUUGAAAGACAAUUUCAACGUGAGUACACAACCUCUAAGUUUAGGGAAGUACAACAGGAAUUCAGGAAAAGUGGGGAUUGUUUAGUCCGUGGUGUGACUCAAGAAGGUGAUUUGUUUCGUGUGAUCGUGAACGAGCAAUACCUACUAUAUGGGGAGCCCAAGUCCUGGACGAACAGUGUCAAGUUUGACCCAGCGAUACAUAAGGUUCGGUGCGAAUGCAACAUGUUUGAAUCAAGAGGUAUUCUUUGUUGCUACUGUCUUACUGUGUUCUUUUAUUAUGGAGUAGACAAAGUACCAUCUCGCUAUGUUAUCCCUCGAUGGAGUAAGAAUGUACAGCAAAAACAUACUUUCAUCAAGAGCAGCCAUGACGAGAAGCGAUCAGACGAAAGCCACAACUUAUUUAGAGGACUGUGUUCACACUUCUAUAAUGUUACCUAA